Haliotis rufescens (red abalone) is the source of this 1450-nucleotide messenger RNA. RefSeq lists its product as uncharacterized. Bases 86 to 1324 code for a protein of 412 amino acids. Lineage: Eukaryota; Metazoa; Mollusca; Gastropoda; Lepetellida; Haliotidae. The record is from RefSeq and is a predicted model, not a curated record. The transcript is spliced from 8 exons.
UCAGUUUCCAGUUUUAUGCUUUACCCUUCAGUCGGUUAAUACAGGCGGCCUAAACACGGACGACAGAUUUGCUCCCACUUCGACCAUGAACUACUGGAGUAAUAUCGCCUGUGUGUUCUACAUGCUUCAGGUGGUUCAUGCAGGCACACCACAUACCAGUAAAGCAUGUUAUGGAACUGCUGGCCGUCCCUGCACUGUACACAAAAUCAACUGCAACAAUACCCAGAAGAUCGACAUCAAAGAUGCCUACUACACUGACAACAAGGAUUGUACUGUACACGGCCUCACUAGCUGCAAGAAAGUGAACCCGGACAAUGUGACAGAAUCCGGAAAGCACAGUUUCAACACCGUUGAGAUGUCUUUUCUAAGAAGACACUGCUCCACAAGUUGUACGUUUCGUGCACUCCGACGAAAUGCAUAUGUUGCAUUUUCUGUUGUGAGAUAUGAAUGCAGUGAAGAAUCCACAACUAGUGGUACUUCAACACCAACAAUGAUAGGAAGCAGGCAAACACCAGCAGAAUCCACAACUAGUCAUACUUCAACACCAACAAUGAAAGGAAGCAAGCAAACACCAGCAGAAUCCACAACUAGUGGUACUUCAACACCAACAAUGAAAGGAAGCAGGCAAACACCAGCAGUUGUUGGUGGUGUUGUGACCACAAUCCUGGUUCUAAUUGUUAUCACACUAACCUUGGUGUGGUAUUUACGAAAACGGAGACGUAAGACUGAUCAAAGUGAGAAGACAAUAACUCCGUCGAAGGAUGUAAAGACAGAUUUCACAUAUAGCUUAGCCGGUAAUAGACCACAGAACCACUACCAUGAGAUAGACGGACUGAAGACAAACAGCAGAUCAAAUGAUUAUGAUUAUGCUACUGCAGACGGUAUAGCUAUUGCGACUAAUGAGAACAACUAUUUCACAAUCGAACCAGUCACUAAACCAAACACAAACCAGAAUUCUGCACCUUCUGCCACGGAAGACGAUUAUGAUCACAUCGGAGACAAACCAUCUGCCCUGACCAGCAACUAUGAUACCACAGCCUCGGUUGCCCAAUCAGCAGGCACUGGGGCACAUCCACGAGAAGAUGACUACGGCUAUAAUCUCCUCCAGAAGGAAACAAACCCUAAAACAGUCCAUAAUGACUACGACACUACCGCUUCUGCGGCUAAGGCAGUAGCACGGCUCCACGGAAGUAACAAGACUGAUGAAAAUGACUAUGACCAUUUUCCUGGAUCAAACAGCAAAUCUGAAACGCUGAGUUCAUCUCAUGGAGGAAAAGUUAGAGAUCGUUCUGAUGAUUAUGCCUUUGCAGGACCAAUGUCGUGAGCAUAUUAGUAUUAAGGUUAUAUUUGAGACAUAUCAGCUAUUGACUUCAUGUAUUAUUAAUUGAAAGACCAAUCUUUUCACACAGUUCAAAAGCACUUUGAAUCAUUUGGUUUUACGCUUUCAUAU